Messenger RNA from Crotalus tigris (Tiger rattlesnake), 1419 nucleotides. RefSeq names its product phospholipid scramblase family member 5 (gene PLSCR5). Gene Ontology annotation, biological process: plasma membrane phospholipid scrambling. NCBI's taxonomy places the organism in Eukaryota, Metazoa, Chordata, Lepidosauria, Squamata, Viperidae. The record is from RefSeq and is a predicted model, not a curated record. The coding region runs from base 226 to 948 and encodes 240 amino acids. Gene Ontology annotation, cellular component: plasma membrane. The transcript has 10 exons. Gene Ontology annotation, molecular function: phospholipid scramblase activity.
CAAAUGUUAGGCUUCUUGAUGUCAAAAACAGCCUGAUCUGGAACAUAAUUCUAGUUCCUGGCAGCUGAUACACAUGAUGGUGAGACCUUUCUUGUUUUUGCCUCUGUGAUCCAGGCAGCUUCAUGGCUUCUCAAGGAAAAGUUUGAAUGGUAACCAGAAUAUGAGCUGGAAAAAGAAGGCCCAGUUAAUACAACCACGCAAGAUCUUCUUCCAGGUUCUCUGCAGAUGUCUGAGCAAUCAAAGCCUUCAGAAACAACCAUAAUCUGGAAACAAACCCAGCUUCCAUCUGGUUUUCCACCUGGUUUGGAAUACUUAAGACAGUUGGAUCAGAUCAUUAUUCACCAGCAAGUCGAACUUCUUCAAGUUAUACUCGGAACUGAAACCUGCAGUAAAUAUGAGAUAAAAAAUCACAUGGGGCAAAGAGUUUAUUUUGCUGUGGAAGAAAAUGGUUUCUUUGAUCGGAAUUUCUGUGCACCAUUACGGUCUUUCACCAUAAGAAUCACAGACAAUAGUGGUCAAGAGGUGAUCACUGUGAACAGACCAUUAAGAUGUAGUAGCUGCUGGUUUCCAUGCUAUCUUCAACAGUUAGAAGUUCAAUCACCUCCUGGAACCACAAUUGGCUACAUUGUGCAGAAAUGGGACCCCUUGCUACCAAUAUUUACAAUCAGGAAUGGGAAUAAUGAAGAUGUGUUGAAGAUCACAGGUCCUUACAUCACAUGCGGUUGCUUUGGAGAUGUUGAUUUUGAGGUAAAAACUGUAAAUGAUAUGUCAACUAUUGGCAAAAUUUCUAAGUAUUGGUCUGGAUUUGUCAAUAACAUAUUUACUAAUACAGCCAACUUUGGCAUUCAGAUUCCUGUGGACCUUGAUGUAAAAAUCAAAGCUGUGAUGAUCGGUGCUUGUUUUCUCCUAGACUUAAUGUUCUUUGAAAAUUCCUUGGAUGGGUUGUAACAAGCAAGAUGAUAAGAAUAAUAAAAUAUGCAAACGACAUUUCACGGUCCCUUGAGCACUGGAUAUUACUUUUGAACUGUACAAUCUGAUUUUUUUUGUAAGGGGGAGGGGGCAAUAAUGAUGAUUAUUAAACUCUACCUUGUGUAAAUAAUUGUUUUCUUCUUUUAAUUGUGGAAUGGUUGUUAACUGUUUUAUUGUGAGUGUGUGCAACAUUGCUUUGGAGCUGCUGCAAUUCUCUUUGGGUUCCUUUGAUGUUAUUGCAUUAGAAAGCAUGAAAGAUUAGAACUCAGAUGAGCUGCCCCACUGAUGAAAAGCUUUGAUUCACAACCCCUUUGAAGUUUUGCAAGUGUUGGCCCCAGCUAUUAGCAAAAGAGAGAGCAAUAGUUUUAUUUCCUUAUACCCCAAGAAGCUUUCAGAUUUAGAGUUCAAUUAACAGUAACUAACAGAGACAUCAUCUACUGGGAAAGUUUA